AUGCCCGCCGCCCCAAAGCAGAGAAAGAUCGCGAUUGUCGGCAGUCGCUCCGUCGGCAAAUCUUCUCUCACCGUCCGUUUUGUCGAGCAUCAUUUUGUGGAAAGCUACUACCCGACAAUCGAGAAUACUUUCAGUCGGAUUAUCAAGUACAAUGGCCAAGACUACGCCACUGAGAUUGUAGAUACUGCUGGGCAGGACGAGUACAGUAUCUUGAACUCGAAACACUUCAUUGGAAUCCAUGGCUAUGUCAUCGUGUAUUCGGUCACCUCGCGACAGUCGUUUGAAAUGGGAGCAGACGAAGUACCACUGGUGAUAGUCGGCAACAAGAGCGAUCUCAAGCCAGAACAACGACAAGUCUCUCUCGAUGAGGGCCGGCAAUUAGCAGAAGAAGUGAAAUGUGCAUUCACCGAAGCUAGUGCUUUCCUAGAUUUCAAUGUCUCCAGGGCCUUCGAUCUGAUGAUAGGAGAGAUCGAGAAGUCCCAGAACCCGUCUGAACCUACCGGCGGCAACAAGUGCGCUGUUAUGUGA
Penicillium maclennaniae is the source of this 528-nucleotide messenger RNA. RefSeq names its product Rheb family small GTPase rhbA (gene rhbA). Gene Ontology annotation, cellular component: plasma membrane. The transcript has 4 exons. Lineage: Eukaryota; Fungi; Ascomycota; Eurotiomycetes; Eurotiales; Aspergillaceae. Bases 1 to 528 code for a protein of 175 amino acids. The record is from RefSeq and is a predicted model, not a curated record. Gene Ontology annotation, biological process: small GTPase-mediated signal transduction. Gene Ontology annotation, molecular function: GTP binding; GTPase activity; GDP binding.